AUGGAGAAUCCGCAAUCAUCGGAGCUGAAGUCGGCCCAGAAAAUUGAUCCCGAGAAACCAAAGGAUGUACUAUCACCACCAGCAGCAGCAGCAGCAGCAGCAGCACAACCAAAACAGCUACAAACAGCACAACCACAAGCGCGAACAACGAUGACGACUACCACCGCCAACUCGUCCCCAAUAAGCAAACCUCCUCCGCAGAUGCAGACUUUGAAUCUACCGGCUACACCUGUGAAUGCAACUCCGCCGGGUAUGCCCCAGCAGCAACCUUUUACGCCUACUCCGCAAGCAAAUCGACAACCGGCCAUGAUUGCAAAGCAUUUGACAAACGCAACGCCGGCAAAUAGAUACAUGAAGGCAGCACCAACACCAGUAGCACAAGCAACACCAACACAACCACCAGCAAAAGUCUACAGCGCAAAGCCCACGGGACAGCCAUCCAACAUCAAGCAGCCUAUGCGACCUCAUCCCAUAGCUCCGAAAUAUAUGAAGAUUCAACCAGCAAUUGCACCAAAACCAGCUGGAGGCGCAGCGCCACAAACAAGCAGAUUUAACCCAAUACCCGAUGGCAAAUUGUCGAUCCUGAUAAAGCUGGCUUCUCACGGGGGAGCAGAUACUAAAUCUCUAAACACCUCCAAGAAAUGGGUAUUGCCUCCACGUCCACGACCGGGUAGAAAGCCCACCGCGGGAGAAUGCGACAAGAUUAGCAAAACGCAGCCGAAUCCAGUGAAACGGAAACCAAAGGUUGAACCAACUACUGGAGCAAUCGCUACAAACACAUUGAAGAACGAGCAGCCCCCCAAGAAAGUAGCCUCAGCACCUCAACUCCCUUCUCCUUCCGUGGCCAUGGCCAUGGCCAAGCAACAACCAAUGGGUGUCACUGACACGAAAAUAUCUGCUCCUGCACAAAACGCAGACAUAUCUCCAAAAAGGAUACCUUUACUUCCAGACCUGCUGCCUGUUUCGCAAAGUUCAUUACCUGCUGCUGCUAGUGCUAGUGCUAGUGCUAGUGCUAGUGAGCCCAAGAAAUUGGUUGUCGUUCCCACCAUGCAUCAAACAACGUCAGCAUCAGUUCCAGUGGCUACUACCAGUUUGCCACCACCACCUUCCUCCAACACCAUCAACACCCACAACACCGCCAACAUCCCCAAUCUCUCCAAUCUUUCCAAACCCUUUAACCCCUCCAAUGCCACCAUAACCGUCCCUAAACCGCAAACUCCUCAAACUUUGAAAAAAUUGCCCACACCACCUCCUCCCGCGAAACCAGUUGACCCUGCAGCUCACAUGACGGAGUUGAAGAUAUCCUACUUGUCCAAGUUAAAAGAGCAAGAGUUGAUGCGGAAUUACAUUGAAGUUUUGACGAACCAAAUCAAGGAAUUGAGCUUUGUCCAGAAUGGAGUCAUUACGUUUGACGCAUUAAAGAACAAUGCCAAGUACAACCAGAACGGAAUGACAAAUAAGCGGCUCACAACAACAAUGACCAAUUCCAAGAUUGACCAGUUGGAUUCAAUAAACAAUUUGAACGAUUUGAACAAGUUUUUAGGCUACUUGAGCAAGUCAUCUGAUAUAAUCAGAAAUGCACAGAAACAGACAACAGCUGGAACAACCACGGGAGCAACGGUUAACCCACCUGAGACGAUCAAUCACCAAAUUGAGCAUUACGUGAAAUUGAGAAAUCGAUUCACUGAAAUGAACAACAAGAGGAUUAAAACUCCCGGCCUGCGCAAAUUAGCUGGCAAAACAUGCAAUAAGGAAAACGACGAGUCGUCAUCUUCAUCAUUUCAACAUUCAGCGUCACCUUCAAGCGUUAAAUCGCCCACGACGUCAUUUACUCCUGAUCUUCUCCAUCCUUUAAAGGCUUCGAAUUUGUUCAACGAUCCAACUAUAGACUACGACAUGGAGUUGCAAACUGCAACCAUUGCCGAGUCACCCACGUCCUUGAGAAACUCAACUAGUUCAAAGAGCACUGAUCGCAAUAUAGGAAUAAUUCCCGAAAGCUCGCCUAAUAUGGGUAUGGAUUUUUUCGUUGACGAGCAUGAUUUUUUGAACCGCUUGGUUUUGAAUGACGAUUACGAUGUGGCCGAUAUGAGAAAGGAAGAGUUGGAGUUGGGAAGCGUUGAAAUACACGGUGCCAACAGCAUGGGCGUGCAAGAAGGCGCUUUGAAUGACGGCACGGGCGUGGUGCCAGAGUCCCAAGUUGAUAUAAGACAGAUGAAUGGCGGCAACUCCGAUUCGCUCAUCCGAAAGAAGUUUAAAUUCAACUGCGGUUUUUGUACGAAGGAUACUCCUUGCUUGUGCUUUGAUUCCGAUUGGGAGCUCCAUGGGUUCAAGUGA
Lodderomyces beijingensis is the source of this 2334-nucleotide messenger RNA. The record is from the annotation of a GenBank genome assembly. NCBI's taxonomy places the organism in Eukaryota, Fungi, Ascomycota, Pichiomycetes, Serinales, Debaryomycetaceae.